Molecule: messenger RNA, 2739 nt
Organism: Closterium sp. NIES-67
Lineage: Eukaryota; Viridiplantae; Streptophyta; Zygnematophyceae; Desmidiales; Closteriaceae
Source: the annotation of a GenBank genome assembly
GUAUUGGUGUGGUAGGAAGUAGUCUUGCGCGGAUUGCGUGGAGGAGAUUAGCGCGGCUUUUGCCGCUAGCCGAAGGAGACACUCUCCUAUUGCGAUGGGGCGGGUACCCCCAUCUGGCUUGGUAAGGGCCAGGAGGCGUGAGGAGGUAACGAGCUGGCUGACCUCGUGCGGCAGGUUACCCGCAAGUAGCCGCUGGACGAGCUUGUGGAGGUUUGUGGCGACGGUGGGGUUGGACAGCGAGGCGUCGCGAAGGUGCUCGAAGGUCAUCCCCGAAGGGCCUGCCCCAACUCCAUUUUCGGAGCGAGCGAGGAGCUUCGUGAACGUAGCGAAAUCGACUAUCGGCGGCCUGCAGGUUUCGUCAAGCCGUGGCCAGGUGAGGCUUUCGACAAGCGGAGGGGGGUGUUUUGACUUCAGCGCGUCCAGGACCGUGGGGGUGGACUUGCUGACUGGGGUCGAGGUCAACGCGAGCAGUGCCCGUCGCAAACUGCCUCGUCGUACCAAGCCCUCGGCGCGGGAUAUUUUCCCGAGAGUGUCAGGUACGUGGCGGGGAGGGGGUGGCAGGGCGACAGCAGAGGCAGCUGCUUGAUACAGUGUGUCCCACUGGCCCGCGAGAAAUUGUCGAAGUCGUCGUUCCGUCGCGGGCCAGUCAGGGCGUCGUGGUGAGGGUAGGCGAAGUGCGAGGCGCGGGAGGUAAAGUAACAGGAUCCAACCCUCGAUGGAGGUUGGAUGUUUGGCGAGAAAAAGGAGGGGUGUCAGAAGGGUGAGCGCGAAAAGUUGACGGAUUUGGGGGGGUAACCGGCGGGAGAGGGGGGGUUGGCGACUGUCGCAGAGAACUGCGAUGUCCCAAGUGGCGAUGACGGCGAAUCUGGAGGGGUCAUUCGCCAGUUCUUCCGGGGACAGCUGCGGGGCGGCCUGGGGAUGGGUGUCCAGCGGUGCCCGAGUAUUGUGCAAGCGGCUGGACCCUCGUCCCCUAGAUCUGGGAGUUGGGUCAGUCUCUCGUCCUCCAGCACGCCUGUUUGUUUCGACGUUUUCGUCCGCACUAGAGGUCUCAGUCGUGGGGUCUCCCUGGUCCCCUGGUAUAUAAGUUCCGUCCGCCCGUUCCUCCUCAUCAGUUGUUCGUUGCAGUUACGAGGCACUUAAAGCCCUGUUCGCUGCCUGCUGGAAUCCGUUCAGCGGUCCUCCGUCGGAGGACAGAUUGCCACGCCUUGCCGUCCCGCGACCGCGCCCUCCGGCCGUCCGUGUGUUGAGUCUUCCGCGUCCGCCUCCUUGGUUUCCUCUCGGGGCGGCCCUGGUCGUCGUUCGGCUUUCGUGCCGAGUCGUGGGGGGUGCCGAGUGCGGCGCGUCUCCUCGGGAUGGAGCGACCAGCGCGGGAGCGUUCUGCCGAUUUGGAGAGUACUGGGGACAGCGAGUCCCCCCAAGGUCGGGCGAGUUCUCCCGCACCGUCGAACCGGGAUUGGGAGCGCGGGCUCCUCGUCCCCUCGACGGCUCGCCAACAGACUCCCGAGCGGAUGCGGGGGCAGUCGCGGGGCAGGACUGCCGCGCCCCAGAGACACGAGGAGAAGUCCCCUGAGCGCGCCUUGGAAUUUGAACGUGAACCAGCGGCGCGUGGCGAGGAGCAUCAGUCGCCGCGCCAGCAGCAUCCGUCCCGCCGAGGGACGCCUCAGCGUCGCCCACAGGCGGUGCCGGGGCAGCAGCGCCGGACUCCGCAGGCGCCGCGCGGGCGUUCGGGCCAGCGCGUCGGCUGGAGGGCUGGCGGGGGGAGUAACCGUGGGUCCGCAGCGGAGAGGCGCCUAGGGCGGGCCGCGGCGACUCGCGAGGGCUUGUUCCGCAGUGUCGCCCCACCCCAGCAGGCUCUGGCGUAUUCUCCGCGGCUGCUGACGUCCCAGCAGUACCAGCCGGCGCACCCGCAGCCCAUGCGUUUACCCCUUCCUCAGGCGCCAGCGCCGGCGUUCCCUCCCCGCAGUGUGGCAGCUCUCCCGCUCCUCGACCGCCCGUACCUCUUGGCGCCGCUUCCCUCCGCACCUCUUCCGCCGGUCCUCCCCUCGGCCGAUCCCUUCGAUCCGCGUCGGUUGGACGUGCGGUCCGCGGAGACACUGCCGCCCUGGCAGCCGACGCCCCCGGAUGUGUCGGUGGUAGGGUGGUCCCAUGGCCCACCGCCGUCGGUGGCUCCAGCAUCGUUCGGCGGGCGGGCGACAGCGCCCUUUGUCCCCCCCCGCCGUUCGCUGGCGUCACCGACUGGAGUUGAGGGGGGGGCAGAAGCAGCGGAGAUGGGGGGAGCGGAGUCCACGGGCGAGGACUCGCCUCCUGGGGACCAGGGGCGGCGUCGCUCGGGUGGGCUGCGGAUGCCGCAGAGGGCGCAGCUGGAGCGCCUGCGCGGGAGGGAGCGGCUGGCGGAGACUGCGAUCCCAGUCGCCACGCUUCGUCGGCUCUGGCACGCGCAGAGGGCGAUGGGGUAUGCUGUGGAGAUGCUGACGGACUCACACUCCGUUCUACGGAGCUUAGUGAGCCCGUGCAAGAUGCCUCACGAUCCACUCCAUCGCUGCGCGAUGGCUGCGGCGGAUCUGGCGGUCGUGUCCACGCGAGUGCAGCCUGCGCCCGCCUCGGGAACCGUGUUGGACCCACGCCUGCUCGCCGAAGGCCGCCGACGCGAGCCGCCACCAAGGGUUGGAGAAAAGAAAGAACUGGAAACUAAACAGGAAGAAUGAGGGAGGGAGAGAGCUUAUAUAGCUGGAGAGGGAC